CUUCCUAGCAGAUAUUUAGUACGCGCGCGCUCUCACACUUACACGAGAGUCUGACAGCUGUGUGCACGCGCUUUAGCUCGAGCAUUAGAGGGAGAAAAGCCUCGAGCUGGGAAUAAGCGCUCAGGAUGUGAUCCAUAAAAUAAAACCUACCUGACAGCACGAGCUCUUUUAGAAGCGGAUUACUUACUGCAGGUUUCUGCGCUUUUGUUUGGUCCUGAAACAUCUAAACCUGGUUAUUUCCUAAGUUUUAUCAUCAAAAGUCAACACUGAGAAGUGCAUAAAAGUCUAUUUGUGGUAUUUAAAAAAGAAACAUGCCGCGGAGUCUGGGUCUGAGGCAAGUGAUGAUGAUGAUGGUGUGUUGGUGGAGUUUGGUUUCCGGUGCUGCGCGCCCUAAACCCGAAUCUCCGCACCUGGACACGCUGGACUUCGGCUUUGUACCGGCGGUGGUGUACGACACACACGCGUACUAUGAGCCUGGAGCCGUGGACGUGCUCUUUCACAUAGUGCACGCGUUCCUGUACACGGUACAACCAAACCCGUUCCCAGCAGAUCUUAUUGUUAAGAUUGUGCAACAAGACAUGAAUGGAAUCAAAGCAAAGGCGCUCCAGAAGCCUGAGAACAUUGUCCUGAUGCUGCAGGCUAUGUAUUAUGAGAUUGGCUUUAUCCUGCUGGCAGCUCUGGGUGUUAUGUUCGUGCUGCUGAUGCCACUGGUGGGUUUAUUAUUCUGCCUGUGUCGGUGCUGUGAGAAUUGUGGAGGCGAGAUGCACCAAAGGCACCGCAAAAAUGCUGACUGCCAGCGUGGCUUUUACACUCUCUCACUUAUCACCUCAUCUGUGUUUAUCACAAUGGGUGUGCUGGUUGCCUACACCGGAAGCCACAAUAUCACAUCCCAGAUCAAAAGCACCAAACGACUCAUCAGCUCCAACAUAAAAGAUCUGAAAUCAAUGGCCAGUUAUACACCAGCGCAAAUUGAGUAUCUGACUGCGCAAUACACACCAGCCAAAAAUAAAGUUCUCUCCAACAUACACAACAUUGGGCCUUUGUUGGGUGAGCAGAUACACAACCAGCUGGAUAGAGAUGUGAUGCCAGCUUUAGACAAUGUACUGCGCAUGGCAGCAGUCAAAGUGGAAAGUGCUAUUAAAGCAAUGCGAGACACUAAGGAGGCUUUGGAAAAUGUCAGCACAUCCCUAGAGACAUUACAAGAAGCAACUAGAAAGCUGCAGAGUUCUUUACGUUCGGAGCGCAGUUCACUUUCAAACACACUCAAUGAUCCGGCCUGCCGCAGCAGAAAUGCCACACACAGAUGCGACAACAUCCGGGCCUCACUUGAUCAGCUCGCUGUCAGUGCCAACUUUAGUGGGCUACAGGAUGUCAGGCCUCAGUUAGAAAAUCUAGAAACGGUGAUGGAGACGGAUCUGAGCGACAUUGUACAGAAGGGUUACUCUGCUUUAAAUGAUACUUCCAGGAUAGUAAGUGAACAGACUCAAGGCAUAGUGGCCACAUUGCCCAUGAAGGCCUUGUUGGACAAGUCAGGAGCUGAGAUUAGUAAUUUCAUCAAUAUGUUCCCAGUGGAAUCAGCACUGGAGAACUUCACUCGGUUUCUGACAGAAGUAGAGAAGGACAUUGAAGAGUUCUACCCAAAGAUUAACCAGUACGACUUUUACAGGUGGAUAGGGUGUGUGGUGUUGUGCUGCAUGGUAGUGCUGAUCCUGGCUUUUAACCUUUUUGGUUUGAUGUGUGGAAUAUGUGGUCAUGACAAGAACUCCACUCCUACAACACGGGGCUGCCUCUCCAACACAGGUGGCAAUCUCCUCAUGGUAGGUGUUGGAUUUAGCUUCAUGUUUUCAUGGGUGCUGAUGGGAGUUGUGGUCACCACAUUUGUUACUGGAGGAAAUGUGGAAAAGCUUGUGUGUGAGCCUCUCGCCAGCAGACAACUGUUUAAGAUCAUAGAUGCACCGUACAUUGUUCAUCCUGGCAAAAAGAACGUCCUUCCAGGAAUGCUGUUUCAAAACCCCAACAUCAAUCUUACCAUCGGCAGCCUGUACAAUGAUUGUUAUGAGAAUAAUGGCAUAUAUUCUGCACUACAACUGGAGAACCAAUUCCACUUCAUCCAGUUCAUCAACACAACUGUGAACAAUCAUGAUCUGGCAGAGAUAUUUGAGGGGGUAAAUGUGGACUUGGAGGGAAUAAUCCUGUUAGCUGAAGAAGGAAAAGACAAUCUUAUCAAUUUUGCUAAUGCCGGUCUCGGAGAAAUCAACUAUGAGUCCUAUCUCUCAGAGGUCAAUAAAGGGGUCACUGUUGUAGAUCUUCUCUCCUUUGCCAAUGAAUUGGAGGCAGAGGCAGACCAUCUGCCACGUGGUGCUCUUGGAAAUGCUCUAAAGGGCCAUGCUAGCAGUAUCAGACAAAUCCAUAAAGAACAAGUUUUGCCCAUGGAGCAAGCCAUGAAAUUUGUCAGAGCCCGGAGCACAUUAAGUCAAAGUAUCAGGUUACUACAGACCACAGUUGAUGACCUUCCUAGUAAAGUGACUAAUGUGCUGAAUGCCAUUGAUGCAGCUGAGUAUCUCAUUGCCAACAAUGCCUCACAUGUAGUCAAAAAGGAGACAGAUAAAUACACAAACAAUCUGAUGGGAUACCUUAAGCGAUAUGUUACAUGGGUUCAGCUUUCGUUAAUGGUGGAAGUAGCUCAAUGCAAACCCAUCAGUAACAUCAUUGACUCGCUGGAGAUUGUUGGUUGCAGUUUUAUAGUGGACUCAGUGAACACAUUCUGGUUCGGUCUGGGUGGCUGCUGUUUGUUCCUUAUCCCUAGUAUCAUCAUGUCCAUAAAACUUGCCAAAUUCUACCGUAGAAUGGACACAGAGGAUGUCUUUGAUGAUGGCACAGAGAACUGGAGUUAAACAGUCCAUCAGUGGAGUGACCUAGGAUUAAUUUAAAUCCAAAGAAGAUGAGAGGAUGAAAGGGAAGUCUGCAGAAGGAGAUACAUUUUGCUUUCAUUAAAGUCUAAUGGUAUCACAUUCUAUAGCUGUAAACAAUUUCAAACCUGUCUUUCUCACUUUGUUAAAUCUGUGACUUUAAAGCAAGAAACCACUUUUAUUAUUUUAUAAAAGUGUUAUUAGUCCUGCCAUAAAGCUGUCAUUAAACAAUUGACAGCUGUAUACAGUUCUUUAAAAUGUUUUUCUUGUUUUAAAUUCCAGUAGCUUACUGUAUUUGUUUAUUCAUUUCUUGUUUAAAUUGUGAAACAAAGGUUUUUUAUUUAAAUUCAGUAUUCAUUUUCUGAACUGAAAUUUUGAGGAACAUCAAAUGAUCAAUAAAUAUCCAUCUAUUAUACAUAACAUGAAAAAGUCAUUGCAUGUAAUUUUAUUUUCUCACUAAAAAUUACUAGACUUAAUUAGAAAAAUAACAAAGGAAAAUGAAGUAAAAACUGGUUAAAGUUUUUAUGCUAAUGACUGGAAGUCUAUAGGGAUGCCAAGUUGCUGCUUUCUCUUAAAUUGUAAAAUGCAUGUAAAAUAAGUUACUUUUUGUUAGAUUUAAGUAUAUGAAAAAUGUUUGUGAGUAUAAGAUUCGGUUUGUUUUUUGAACGUCCUAUUCCACAUUUAGUCCCCAAUUGUUGUUAUAAGAAUCUCCACUCUUCAGGAAAAUUUUCCACUGGAGUUUGGAGUGUGCUUGUGGAGAUUUGUGCUCAUUCACAAGUACAUAACUAAAAGUCAGGUGCUGAUGUAGGUGAGGUGAGGAGCGCUGGGUAACAGUCAGCAUUCUGAUUUAUCCCAGAGGUCAAAGCUCUAUAGCAGGAGUUCCUCUAUAAACUAUGUAAACCUUAUCUUAAUGAAGCUGGUAUUGUGGAAGAGUCAUCCUGGAAGAGGUUUUGUCACACAUUGUCAUGCAGAAAGAGGUUUGAGUCUCCUAGUUGAAUACAUGUCUUCUACACCUAUGUACUGUGUAUUUAUAUUAUUUGUUUACAUCUGUUUGUACAUGGUCUAAAAAUGUAAUAUACAAUUUGGGAAGACUGUGAAUUUGACUUUGCAUUUACAUUUAUUCAUUCCACAGAAUAUUUUAAAAGUUAGAAAAAUUCGAGCAAACAGAUGAUAACAGAUAAGCUGAUAAACAAUUUUGCUCAUGUCCCCAACAUGAGCUCUUUUUCAAACCUUGGAUUAAUACAUUUUUUUUUCUUAUUUACUUAUAGAUUAUACUUUAUAUAUGUUUUGGUGCAUGGUGUAGAUGGGAAAAUAAAACUAUACAUUCAGGAAAAA
This is a messenger RNA of Silurus meridionalis, 4244 nucleotides long. RefSeq names its product prominin 1 b (gene prom1b). The record is from RefSeq and is a predicted model, not a curated record. Lineage: Eukaryota; Metazoa; Chordata; Actinopteri; Siluriformes; Siluridae. The transcript is spliced from 28 exons. Bases 312 to 2894 code for a protein of 860 amino acids. Gene Ontology annotation, molecular function: cholesterol binding. Gene Ontology annotation, cellular component: apical plasma membrane; prominosome; cell surface.